GUUUGUGUGUGUUUUAUUGAUGGCAGGUUGAAGUUGAGGGUUCAUGUUGUGUAUACACACACACACACACACACACAGCUAACAUGAGUCUGUCAAAAUAGUGCAUAUAUUCGACUCUGUGCUUCAAUACCCUGCUUUAUUAAAAAAAAGAAAGUAAGAAAAAACUCCCCCCGCAGCACAGAACAGCCAGAUUGUGAAAUAAAUCGCGUGUAAAGGAAGGAGAGAAUCCGUUUCGGGUGCCCGGAUGAACUCCGGUGCUGCCCAGUUGGAACACAGGAGCCCGAUGGCUGCCAGCUGACCUUUGACCUUCGACCUCCAGGAUGAUGUCGGUCAGAGAGCGGCUCCGCCAGAACAUCUCGGCCGCCUUCUACCGGCACGGUCUGCUGUGCGCCUCCUACCCGGUUCCCAUCAUCCUCUUCACCUCCGCCAGCAUCUUGGCCUGCUGUUACCCUCUGUUGAAGUUGCCCCUGCCGGGAACAGGUCCUGUAGAGUUCACCACCGGGGUGAAGGAUUACUCCGUCCCCUACCACGAGCCUCAGAGUGACCCGGGCGAGCGUCCUGAUUGGUAUCACGGCGCUCCGGUCGCCUACAUCCAGCAGGUGAUAGUGAAGGCGGCCGUGUCUCCGUGGGACAGCAGCUUGGUGCCCGUGGACGUUUUCCGCUCGCCGCUCGGCCGAGUCUUCGGCCUUCUGGAGGAGAUCCGUGGCCAUGUUCACGCCGACAGAGGUUUGGAGAAUCUGUGUCUCCAGGUGACGGAUCUGUUGCCGGGGUUACGGCGCAUGCAGUCUGUGCUUCCCGAACACGGCUGCCUGCUGGUUUCCCCCGGCAACUACUGGCAGAACCGGCGGGACGUGUUCGACUCGGAUCCGGACAUCCUGAAGACCGUCCAGCAGCACGAACCCAAAGGCCUGCACACGUCCGCCACGCUAAAAGACCUGCUGUUUGGGGUCCCGGGGAAAAGCACAGGCGUCAGUCUGUACAGUAAAAAGCGAGUCGUCACCUACACCAUCACCAUCGCCUUCAGCAGUUAUGACUCCAGGUUUGUAGGCAGCUUGCGUACCCGUCUGAAGCAGCUACACCCGUCGGUGAACUGCAGCCUGCGUGAGGAUCACAUGGUGCACGUCCACUUUAAAGAGGAGAUCGGCAUCGCUGAACUCAUCCCCCUCGUCACCACCUACAUCAUCCUCUUCGCCUACAUCUACUUCUCCACCCGGAAGAUCGACAUGGUGAAGUCUAAGUGGGGUUUGGCCUUGGCUGCCGUGGUAACAGUACUCAGCUCUCUGCUCAUGUCUGUAGGACUCUGCACUCUGUUUGGCCUCACGCCCACACUCAACGGAGGGGAGAUCUUUCCUUACCUCGUGGUCGUGAUUGGGAUCGAGAACGUUCUGGUCCUCACCAAGUCCGUGGUGUCGACCCCCGUGGACCUGGAGGUCAAACUUCGAAUCGCACAAGGUCUCAGCAGUGAGAGCUGGUCCAUCAUGAAGAACAUGGCCACUGAGCUCGUCAUCAUCCUGAUUGGAUACUUCACCUUAGUUCCUGCUAUUCAGGAGUUCUGUCUGUUCGCUGUGGUGGGUCUCGUCUCCGAUUUCUUCCUGCAGAUGUUCUUCUUCACCACCGUGCUCUCCAUUGACAUCCGCCGCAUGGAGCUGGCUGAUCUGAAUAGGCGUCUUCCAGCUGAAGCAGGGAUGCCCCCUCCUAAACCCGCCCCCUUACGCCACAGAGAAGCCCCGCCCCCUCCUCGUCCCUCCCCCCACACCAUCACGCUUCAGGCCCCGGCGUUCAGGAACCUGCGCUUACCCAAGAGGCUCCGUGUGAUCUACUUCUUGGCGCGCACCCGUCUGGCACAACGCAUCAUCAUGGUCGGCACUGUGAUCUGGAUCGGGAUCCUGGUGUACACCGACCCUGCUGGUCUGAGGACAUACCUGGCCGCUCAGGUAUCAGAACAGAGCCCUUUGGGAGAGGCGGGGCUUCCUCCUCACCUGGGCGUGGCUCCUGUGUUCCCGGGCGGAGACCCGACUAGCACCCUCAGUGUACUCCCAGCUCCAGAUCCCACCCCUGUGCCUGAGAACCAAUCGCAGGGAGUGGAUGCCUCAGGUCCCGCCCCUUUGGCCAGCCCUCAGAUCACGUGGGGUUCGGAGGACGAGGAGGUGUGGAGGCGACUGUCGUUCCGUUACUGGCCCUCACUUUUCGGCUACUAUAACAUCACACUGGCAAAGAGGUAUAUCAGCAUCCUGCCCGUCAUCCCCGUCACGCUCCACCUGAGCCCUCAGGAAGCCAUCGAGACGCGACACCCGCAGGAUACCCAGCAUGCACCACGGUUCAGCACCAGUACCGCGCAGCUCCAAACCGACCUCACGCUGUACAAGGUUGCUGCACUGGGCCUCUUUGCCGGGGUUCUCCUGGUUCUCCUGCUCUUCUGUCUCUAUCGUGUUCUCUGUCCUCGUAACUAUGGACAGAAUGGAGUCCAACAUGGCCACCGUCGCCGUGGAGACCUGCCUUGCGACGAAUACGGCUACUCGCCACCGGUCAGCGAAAUCUCGCCACUGCUGCUGAGAGGCCAUAGCAUGGAUAUCGAGUGUUUAGCGAGUGAUGGUAUGCUGCUGGCCAGCUGCUGUUUAGCAGGACAGAUUCGUGUGUGGGACGCACAGACUGGGGACUGUCUCACUGUCAUACCUAAUAAUGGUUUGAGGAGGAGCAGCAGUAGCGGAUUUUGGGAUCAGCGUGACAGCUGGGAUCACUACGACCCCGACUCCUCCCCCAGGGCGGAGUCUUCCACCACGUCCACGCCCGUCAGCGAGUACGCAGUGCGCCGGAGGCCGACCCGCCCCGCCCUGUUCGUGGACCAGCCGGACCUCACGGCGCUGAUAGACACAAACUUCAGCGAUCUGCCUCCGUCACACGUGCCCUCGGACUGCGGCUUCGACUUCGGCGGCCUGGUGGAGAAGGCGUAUAAAGAGCACGAGACAACAUCGCCGCCGGCAUCAAUGCCCACACCGCUUCCCCCGACUCCUCCCACUCCACCGGCCCCGCCCAUUGAGAGGCUGAGCGUACCGUCAGGCGACUGGGAGAGCUCGGUGUGGUCCAUGGAGCUCAGGGGAAACCUGAUCGCUGCCGGGAGGAGCAACGGCAAACUGGAGUUGUGGGAUGCUGUAGAGGGACUGCUGCGGUGCUGCAACGAAGAAGGAUCCUCGGGAAUCACCGCCCUGGCUUUCCUUAACAAUAGGAUUGUUGCAGCUCGUCUGGACGGUUCUCUUGAUUUUUUCACCGUGGACAUCAACAAACCGCUGGGUUUACUGCAGCAUCGAGGGCCCCCGGGUCGCAGCAGUCUGCCGCCGUCACCCUGUUACAGCAGCGAGGAUGCGAUCAGCUGCCAGCUAACACGCUCGGUUCAGUGCGCUCACCAGAAACCCAUCACUGUGCUCAAAGCUGCAGCGGGUCGAGUCGUCACCGGCAGCCAGGACCACACCGUCAGAGUGUAUCGUCUGGAGGAUUCCUGCUGCCUCUUCACCCUGCAGGGACACUCAGGUGGCAUCACCGCCAUUUACAUAGACCAGACCAUGGUCCUGGCCAGCGGGGGGCAGGAUGGCGCCAUCUGCUUAUGGGACGUCCUCACAGGAAGUCGCGUGAGCCAUGUUUACGGUCACCGUGGUGACGUAACGUCGCUGGUCUGCACUACUUCCUGCGUGAUCAGCAGUGGUUUGGACGAUCUUAUCUGCAUCUGGGACCGGAGCACCGGCAUCAAGCUCUACUCCAUACAGCAGGAAGUGGGCUGUGGCGCCAGUCUGGCCGUGAUUUCCGAGAGUUUAUUAGUGACCGGGGGUAACGGCUGCGUGUCGUUCUGGGACCUGAACUACGGGGACCUGCUGCAGACGGUGUAUCUGGGUCAGAACAGCGAGGGGCAGCACGUACGGCAGCUCCUCGUACUCGAAAACGCCGCCAUCGUGUGUGACUUUGGGAGCGAGCUCAGCCUCGUCUACGUGCCCUCCGUACUGGAGAAGCUGGACUAAACACACGGACGUUUAGAAAAAUGUGUGCGCGAUGGACCGUGGUCUCUGCUUUUUUUAAAAAUAACAUGCCAGUAGUGAGGGAAAUGGGGCAUGGAAUCCGUGCGUGCGUGCGCGCGUGUGUGUGUGAGAGAGAGCUCCUGCUGUUUUUUUUCUAAUGGAAAACUGGACUUUAAGAGCUUUUUAUAUAUUUUUUUGCUAGAAAAAGACUCAAAAAAUCUAAUCGCAGUGUAUCUUUACUCACGGGAUGGAUGGGACACUGAACAAUCGCUGCCUGGAGAAAGGUGUGUGUGUGUGAGAGUAUGGCGGGGAGAAGUUUACAUGGAGAAUAACUGCUGAUGUGUGUGUGGGAGAGAGAGAGAGAGAGAGAUGUUGAGGAUUACUGUAAUGGGAUGAACCUGUGAAUCAGGUGUGUGUCGUGAGCGAGCGAGUGUUGACCGUGUGUCGAAGGAGACGUGUCACUUUUUAAUAUUUAAAAACAAAAAAAAAAAUCCAUUAUUUAUUAGCGAUAAAUUCUAACCGUUUGUACGAUCAGAUCUUUAAAUGUAUAAAAAGCGCUGACUAAUUUAAACUUUAACGAUAUAACAGAGUUCGUUCGGACGGUGAGGGUCUGCUUUCUUUAAUUGUAAAACUGUUUUUUAGUUUUUUCUUCCUCGGGUCGUUCGGACGGGAGACACGCGACAGCACUACUUACUACUGAACUUAUUCUACAUUCGGGAGGUACACCUCAGGCUCCGGCACGAGAGACGAUACGAUUCAGAUUCUUAACACGAGCCUGCGACAGGUUUCUUGAUGAUCGCGGCGAAUCUGCUACCAUUCGGUUAAUCCGUGCUACUCGUUCGUCCUUUUUCUGAUUAUCGUCACUUUAAGAUUGUUGCAUCGCUUCGUUUCGAUCGUUUGCCUUUAAAAUCGGCGCAUCGUCACGCGCCGACUACGACCCGAAACCCCGGACUCGUAACCCGGAUUUUUCCGCUCCGACGCGUUUUAGAUUUUUAGCUUUAUCUAAAAUACUCAACUUUACCUCAGGAGAGAAAGCGUUGUCUCCUGUCGUUUAACCGGUGGAGUUUGUCAAAAUAUUCAGUCCCUCCAGGAUUUAGCGAUCGAGGAAACUCCGCAACAUUCAGAGGAGCCUUCAAUUUUUCUAAAUUAUCGCGGGUUCGAGCCGGGACGCGUCACACGCGAGUACAGCUGAAAGGUCUCGUUUACGGACAAACGUCACUGCGUGUGAAAGAGCGUACAAAAUUAUUUCUUGCCGUUGCGAUUUCGCCAAUUCGAGCAGUUUCCCGCAAAAAUCACCAAAAGAAAAGAGACCUCUGUGAAAUCCUGUACGGACUGAAUAAACGCAUUCUAACGCAGCCAUGAACGUAGUUUUGCAAAUGAUUUCUAAACAAAAAUGUUUGUUUUCUUUUUUUUUUUCUACGUUUGUUGUAGACAUGCAAAGCCACGAGCAGCUUAGGGAUGUGCCGAUAAUCAGUUACACAAUACAUCACGAUAUGAUCUGCUCUGAUCUAUCACCGAUAGACGCGGUCUCUACAGGAGGAUCGAACUGAACCCGACCUUCUCCGCUUCUCCCCACAGCCCAGGUUUGAUUACGCUAAAGAUAAAGUGCGUGAGAACAGCUUCGACGGUUUAGAACGUGGCCGACGAUUCCUUCACGUUGAUCCUUCUUGCUUCAGAGCUCCACUCUUUGGUCACGGGUGCGCAGGACACCAGGGAGGAAGGGAAGAAGGGUUAGGGCCGAGACCAGACAUUACAUUCUGUGUCAUCUGUCAGCAUGACGUUGUGCGAUAUCGGUUUGCGUAAAUAUAUUAAUAUAAUCAAAAUAUCGUGCAGUUUGACGUCGAGUCGUACACCGUGAGCUGAAAACAUUUUUUUUCCUUUGUACACAUCAUAGAACCAGUGGAAUUUUUACUGUACCUCCUUAACAGUUUUGUUCUUUUAUUUAUUUGCUUUUUUCCCCACCUGAACGUCUACUCUGGAGUUAAUAAUCGGAUAAAAACACUACGCACAGAGACGAACGUCAGCAUCUGAUUAAAGACCAGAUAACGCUUCGUGUAACCAAUGUGUGUGUGUGUGUGUGUGUGUGUGUGUGUGUGUGUUUUCUAAAUGGAUAUUUUUUAAAGCCUUCUUUCAAAUUUCGACCAAAUGACAGAUUCGUAGUUAAACCUGAUUUUGCAAUGUGCGCCGCGCUCGCAGUCUUAUACGGCGAGUAGAAACGCACAGAGAUGUUAAAUUAUUAGCAAUAUGAAUGUAAAUAUUAAGGUGUGUUGCUGCCUGGACAGAUUUAGGUUCCUCUGUGUGUAUGUGUGUGUGUGUGUGUGUGUGUGUGCAGUCUGUUGGUAGAAAUGUGAAUGGCGUUUUUAGACAAGUUGUGAAUGACAGUAGUACAGAUACUGGGAUUAUUACAGAUGAUGAUGAGCUGUUCAUGAUAUUGUUCAUCAGCUGUCCGUAGACAUUCCGUUAUUUUCAGCUUCUAAAGAAUGGGAAACCUCAAUGUAAAUAGCCUGAAUAGUAACUAAAAAGAUCAGGAUGUUUUUCCAUUGAAACUUCCGGAAACUCGUUGGAGGCAGAUUAAAGCCAGUUGUGUCGCAAUGUUGAAUGAAACCUGCACACUUCUGAGCAAACAACUGGAGGUCUUAUUUACUUAAAUAGGUAUACUGCAUAAAAUAAACAGCGCGUCACGUCAUACGUUUUCCUGGCACUGACUGGCUUUCCUAAAAUCCACGCUGAGUCAUCACCAUUCACACAGUUUAAAAUGUAAUCAGACAAGGAAAUGAUGGAGAGUUGCACCGUAUACAAAGCAUAAAGAGGAUAUAACUAAUGCUUUGUUCUAUUUUUUAUCAUGGGGAAAGAUCUUUGUACUAAUUUGCAAAUUAAAAAAAGGGUUUUCAUAUC
Molecule: messenger RNA, 6899 nt
Organism: Ictalurus furcatus (blue catfish)
Lineage: Eukaryota; Metazoa; Chordata; Actinopteri; Siluriformes; Ictaluridae
Gene: scap
Product: SREBF chaperone
Exons: 23
Coding region: 321-4007 (1228 amino acids)
Biological process (GO): SREBP signaling pathway
Cellular component (GO): Golgi membrane; endoplasmic reticulum membrane
Molecular function (GO): protein binding; sterol binding
Source: RefSeq, a predicted model, not a curated record